AUGGAUAAUGGAUAAAUAAUUAACUUAUAAGAUUUCAAUGAGAUUGAGUGUGAUGAAGAAUAUAUUGCAUUUAGCUUUGGCAACAACAAUAAAAAACUCAAGAAUUAUGAAAAAGCUUUAGAAAAAUUCAAAUCUUCCAUUUAACAAGGCCUCAUCUAUAUCAAUAAUAACUUUGAUUUUUUCAAUGUCAAUACAUCACAAGAUGGGGUCCUCAUAGAUGAAUACAAUAAUAAGAUUGAUGUGAUUGAUGAACAUAUUAUUGGCACUUAGGUUGUGUUGAAAAAAGAUAGAACCCAAAUAUUGAAUGAUAGAAAAAGACAUUUAAUCAACAUCGAUCCUUAUUCUUAUAAAAUAGAGGGCAAGCUUGAGGAGAAGAAUUCUGAUAACAACAAUCAUCUGAAUAAAAUUGACUAAUUAAUAAAGGAGAAAAAGAAUAAGACAAAGAAAAAAGCUGCGCAUAAAAAAUAGUGA
Molecule: messenger RNA, 471 nt
Organism: Paramecium tetraurelia
Lineage: Eukaryota; Ciliophora; Oligohymenophorea; Peniculida; Parameciidae
Exons: 1
Source: RefSeq, a predicted model, not a curated record